This is a messenger RNA of Batrachochytrium dendrobatidis JAM81, 800 nucleotides long. RefSeq lists its product as uncharacterized. Gene Ontology annotation, biological process: superoxide metabolic process. Gene Ontology annotation, molecular function: superoxide dismutase activity; metal ion binding. The record is from RefSeq and is a predicted model, not a curated record. Lineage: Eukaryota; Fungi; Chytridiomycota; Chytridiomycetes; Rhizophydiales. The transcript is spliced from 2 exons. The coding region runs from base 4 to 708 and encodes 234 amino acids.
CACAUGUUUACUGCAAAGACUCUCCCAAAGAUCAGCUAUGCUUAUGAUGCUCUUGAGCCCCAUAUCGAUGAGGCAACCAUGACUCUGCAUCAUACCAAACAUCAUCAGGCUUAUACCGACAAUCUUAACAAGGCUCUUGUUGAACUGUCGCAGUGUGCAGCGUUUACUGAAAAGGCAUCGUUUUCAUCCAUUGAAGAUCUCCUGCGUAUUAUUGCUCGCGAGGAUGCAGGAAAGACUGAACCACUCCCCUGGCCAUCUCCAAAGGUCCGUCAGACUGUGCGUAACAAUGGCGGUGGUUACGUGAACCAUGGCAUCUACUUUUCGAAUAUGGGACCAGAGAAGCUUGCUCUGAAUGCCGACGCCGAGUUUGGCAAACAGCUUGUCAAGUCGUUUGGAUCCAUCGAGACAUUCAAGCAGCAGUUUACAGCAGCAGCUCUUGGUGUAUUCGGAUCUGGUUGGGUGUUUCUUACUUGGACUCCUUCGAGUUCUACCAUGUCAAUCGUGACCACUGCCAAUCAAGAUCAUCCCGAGUUUGCACCUCAGUUUGCAGGUACUGGUGCCAUGACUUUACUUGCUCUUGAUGUCUGGGAACAUGCCUACUAUGUCAAAUACCGCAAUGUUCGUGCCAACUACGUUGCUGCCUGGUGGAAUGUCAUCAACUGGACCGAUGUUUGUACUCGUUUCCAAGGUGGUGCUGCCAAACUGUAAACCAACAGCAACAACAUUGAUCAUUGCAGCAUUUAUAUUUUGUCAAGCAAUCCAACUUGAUAUCAUGAAUCAAUACAAGAUUGUUAUAUCGA